ACCUUGCGCCUCUGAGACGUCGAGUGGGAACGCCCUUGUGCUAUGAGCCCCUUUAUAUUUAUUGAUUUAUAGGGCUCGGUAACGGAACUCCAUCCAUCCUGGGGCUCUCUCUCUCUUUCUUCCCAAACCAAAUACCACACGGACACGGCACAUAAAGUCAUCCAUGGAGUCCAAAAUACUGUCUUGUGGAAUUCGGCUGUCGAGCUUACCGGAGAGUUACGUGAGACCAAGAUCCAAGAGACCUAGGCUCUCGGAGGUGAACUACUGUGAAAACGUUCCGGUGAUCGACUUGGCCAGUGCAGACAAGUCCCAAAUAAGCCGCCAAAUCGGAGAUGCAUGUCGUUCUUAUGGCUUAUUCCAGGUAAUCAACCACGGAGUGGGUUCAGAGUUGACGGAGAGAAUGCAAGAGAUGGCGCAAGAGUUCUUCGAUCUACCGGUGGAUGUGAAGAUGAAGUAUUAUUCCGAUGAUCCAUCAAAGACGAUGAGGCUAUCCACAAGUUUCAAUGUCAAGAAAGAGACGGUCCACAACUGGAGAGACUACCUUCGACUCCAUUGCUAUCCCCUCCAAGACUACGUCAACGAGUGGCCUUCUCAUCCACCUUCUUUCAAGGAAGUGGUGAGCACAUACUGUGGGGAAGUUCGACGACUUGGCUUCAGAUUACUCCAAGAAAUAUCAGAAAGCUUAGGUUUAGAAAGGGAAUAUAUGGAGAAGAUGUUGGGUGAACAAGGGCAGCACAUGGCCAUAAAUUACUACCCACCAUGUCCAGAGCCGGAGCUGACUUACGGGUUGCCGAGCCAUACAGACCCGAAUACCAUUACCAUCCUUCUUCAAGACCCAAAUGUGGCAGGCCUGCAAGUGUUAAAAGAUGGCAACUGGCUUGCCGUCAAUCCCCACCCAAACGCCUUCGUCAUUAACAUCGGCGAUCAGUUGCAGGCACUGAGUAAUGGACGAUACAAGAGUGUAUGGCAUCGAGCCAUAGUGAACUCCGACAAGCCAAGGAUUUCGAUAGCUUCCUUCCUCUGCCCUGCUAAUGAUGCGAUCAUUGAACCAGCAAAAGAAGUGGCCGACGAUGGAUCCCAAGUCCGGGCCUUGUACAGAACCUUUACUUAUGCUGAGUACUACAACAAGUUUUGGAGCAGGAACUUGGACCAAGAACAUUGUCUUCAACUUUUCACCAACUGAAAAAAAUAAAAAAAUAAAAAAAUAAAAAAUAAAUAUCUGUUACUUGCAGAGCAUGUUUGAUUUAUGCGUGUGAUGUCCAGUUGAUUUUAGUAGGUAUUUAAUUUAUUAUGUGUCUAUGCAACUUUGUUGUAUGUGCUUCAUGUUUGUAUGUGGGUAGGAGUUAUUGUUACGGUAGAGGCUUUAAUAGUUAUGUAACUUAAUAUGAUAUCUAGUACGUUUAUAAUUUGUUUGGUUAGCCUAUUUAAUAGGCACAAGUAGAAUUAAUGGAUAUGAUUGGAAGUUGCAAAAGUUCUUAUUUUCUUUCACAAGAAAAGAGAUUUGGCUACCUCCAAAUAGAUCGGGACAUUGUGGCUUCUUCUUAUAAAUCCAAGAGACAUGCACCUCCAAAUUA
This is a messenger RNA of Macadamia integrifolia, 1574 nucleotides long. RefSeq names its product protein DOWNY MILDEW RESISTANCE 6-like. The coding region runs from base 164 to 1183 and encodes 339 amino acids. The transcript is spliced from 4 exons. The record is from RefSeq and is a predicted model, not a curated record. NCBI's taxonomy places the organism in Eukaryota, Viridiplantae, Streptophyta, Magnoliopsida, Proteales, Proteaceae.